This is a messenger RNA of Uloborus diversus, 2414 nucleotides long. RefSeq names its product U3 small nucleolar RNA-associated protein 14 homolog A-like. NCBI's taxonomy places the organism in Eukaryota, Metazoa, Arthropoda, Arachnida, Araneae, Uloboridae. The record is from RefSeq and is a predicted model, not a curated record. Gene Ontology annotation, cellular component: small-subunit processome; nucleolus. Gene Ontology annotation, biological process: rRNA processing. The coding region runs from base 106 to 2352 and encodes 748 amino acids. The transcript is spliced from 21 exons.
UUUUCACGUUUCGGUGUUUGGGGUCUGGUGUUGAUGUUUUGAAAUUAAGAAGUUACGAAGUUGUGUAUCGUAAGUGAUCGUAGUGUGUGCGCAUAUGUAUUAAAGAUGAAAACUUCUAAUUUAAAAAAGAAGAAAAGUAUAGUAAAAUCAGCUAACAAAAGUUCUAAAGGGGCUUUAAAACAUAGCAAAAAAAUGAAAAAAGUCAAAGCGACGUUUAACAAUAAAAGGAACAACCUUGAAGCAGAAGAUAUUCAAGAUGUAGAUCAAUUGGAAACUUUAACUCAAGCAAGUGAAAAGAAAUCAGCUGUGAAAAAAAAGAAAAAAUUGAAAAAGAAUAAUGUUCAAAUUGAAAGCUCUCAGGACAUGGAUCAGUUGGAAAUUUCAACUCAAGCAAAAUGUAAGAAAUCAGGUGUGAAAAGGAAGAAAAAUUUAAAAAAGAAUGAUGUUCAAAUUGAAAACCCUAAGGAUACGCAUGAUCAAAGUAACAUUGAAGCAGAUGAAACAGGCAAUAGUUCUAAAGGGAAGAAAACAUUUCAGAAGGGAAUUUUGUUACAGAGAUAUGAACCAGCUCUUGAUAUUUCAGAGUUUAAUUUAACUGAAGUUGGAAAAGAAAAAGUCAAACUGGAUGAACUUAUUAAAACAUCUCAAAAGCUUGCUGGACAAGUGCUAGUGAAGAAGCAACUUGAAAGUGCAAAAAAAUUAAGAAGUUUGUCCGUCCCUCUUAGCAAACCUCAGUUGGAAAAGAUUAAAAGGACUGUUGCAUAUGAAAAAGUGUGCAAUGAGGUUUCCAAGUGGGAUUCUGUGGUUCGAGGAAAUCGAGCGGCAACUCAAAUUACAUAUCCAUUGAAGAAGCCUGAACUUCGUCUUGAGAAUAUUGAGGAAGCAUCUGAAAGUUUUGUGACAAAGCAUCCAGUCCAAGAAGCUGUUUCUGAACUUUUGAAGACAAGUGACAAUGCUUUAGUGAAAACUAAGGAAUUGACCCCUGCUGAAGAGAAAGCUCUUCAAGCCAUGAGCUUGGAAGAAGCAAAACUGAGACAUAAUGAAUUGAUGAAACAUAGAGCCUUAAUAUCAUACAAAGAAGCAAAGGCAAGACAACGGAAUAAAAUUAAAAGCAAAAGGUAUCAUAGAAUUCUAAAACGGGAAAAACUAAAGAAAAUGAUGAAAGAAUUUGAAGAAUUGGAAAAAACAGAUGCUGCUGCAGCUCUUGAAAAAUAUUUAGAAGCUGAUAAACUACGUGUAUUGGAACGCAUGACACUGAAACAUAGAAACACAGGAAAAUGGGCUAAGCAGCAAAAGUUACGUGCAAAGUACAACCCAGAGAGUCGCAGUUCCUUGAAAGAAGACCUUAUUACUGGACGUCAGUUAAGAGAAAAAAUAGGUGCAGAGGAUACUGUUGCAAAAUUAAAAAUGAAAAUUACAGAAUCAAGUACAGCAGCAAAUGAAGAGCCUGACAUGUCUUUACUGCAUAAUCGAGGACUGGUUGAAAGCACUAUGAGUGAUAAUGGAAAUGACAUUGAGUCAAUGUUUCAAAUAGAUGACGAAUAUCAUGAUUCUCUAGAUACAGAAGAAUUUCCUCACGUUCUUGAUAAUCAUGCAAUGAAAGACCAAACAAAUAAUACUGCUACAGCCUUGCUCGAUAGACUUGUACUUAAAAAGCCGAGAUCAUCAGAACAGAACAAAGAAGAAUCAAAUGAAUUAGCCAAGCAACCAAAAAAAGCUAAAUCAAUUGUUCUUGAAGAUGAUAUGGACUUCAGUUCAGAAGUCACAUGCCUAAAUUCACUGGUCCCUGAUGAUAUUACCUUUGGGGAUGAAGAUCUAGAUGAUACGACUGAAGAAAGGAUAACGAUUCAACAAGCCUUUGCUGAUGAAGACUUUAUAUCUGAAUUCAAGGAAGAUAAAAGGUCCGCAGAACGGGCAAACAAACCAGAAACUAUAAAUCUUUUUUUACCUGGCUGGGGAUCCUGGGGCGGACCUGGCAUAAAAGCAUCCAGAAGGAAAAAACAACGUUUUCUUAUUAAGCCUGUUGAACUUCCUUCAAAGAAGAAUACCUUGGGCAAUGUAAUUAUAAAUGAAGAUAAAGAUGCAAAAGCUGCUGCUCAUCAGGUUAGCCAUUUGCCCUUUCCAUUUACAAAUGUUCAUCAGUUUGAGAGUUACAUUCGGCAACCCAUUGGAAAUACAUGGAAUCCACAAAGUAGUUUCCAGAAUUUAGUUGCACCGAAAGUAAUCACAAAGAUGGGAAAGAUAAUUGAUCCCAUUGAUGCUGAAGACGUUAUUCUGGAAACAAAGACUAAACAAACUAAAGUCAAGAAAGGAAAAAGGAACCUUAAGCAAAAUCAAUUAACUGCUUUUUAAUUCUUGUAUAACUCUGUAUAAAUACUUGUUCAAAAAAUAAAUAUAUUAUUGUUACUAUAUAA